Alligator sinensis (Chinese alligator) is the source of this 978-nucleotide messenger RNA. RefSeq names its product ST8 alpha-N-acetyl-neuraminide alpha-2,8-sialyltransferase 3 (gene ST8SIA3). Gene Ontology annotation, molecular function: alpha-N-acetylneuraminate alpha-2,8-sialyltransferase activity. The transcript has 3 exons. The coding region runs from base 1 to 978 and encodes 325 amino acids. The record is from RefSeq and is a predicted model, not a curated record. Lineage: Eukaryota; Metazoa; Chordata; Crocodylia; Alligatoridae. Gene Ontology annotation, biological process: N-glycan processing; oligosaccharide metabolic process.
AUGCUCCUUUGCAGGUCCCAGUUUGCACUGAAGUUUCUGGACCCUUCCUUUGUGCCGAUCACCAAUUCUUUGACACACGAGCUACAAGAAAAGCCUUCCAGGUGGACCUUUAACAGAACAGCAUUCUUACAUCAAAGGCGAGAAAUUCUUCAGCAUGUUGAUGUGAUAAAAAAUUUUUCUUUGACCAAGAAUAGUGUUCGGAUUGGACAGCUGAUGCAUUAUGAUUAUUCCAGCCAUAAGUAUGUUUUUUCUAUUAGCAAUAACUUCAGAUCAUUGCUUCCAGAUGUCUCACCUAUCCUGAAUAAGCAUUAUAACAUUUGUGCUGUGGUUGGAAAUAGUGGAAUCCUUACAGGGAGUCAGUGUGGACAAGAAAUAGAUAAAUCUGAUUUUGUUUUCCGUUGUAAUUUUGCUCCAACUGAGGCUUUCCAGAGAGAUGUUGGAAGGAAAACCAACCUUACAACCUUCAACCCCAGCAUCCUGGAAAAGUAUUACAACAACCUUUUGACCAUUCAGGAUCGCAAUAACUUUUUUCUAAGUUUAAAAAAGCUUGAUGGGGCCAUUCUUUGGAUCCCAGCUUUUUUCUUCCACACUUCAGCAACCGUCACAAGAACAUUGGUUGACUUCUUUGUUGAGCACAGAGGGCAAUUAAAGGUCCAGUUGGCUUGGCCAGGGAAUAUAAUGCAACAUGUCAACAGGUAUUGGAAAAAUAAACAUUUGUCACCCAAGCGACUGAGCACAGGUAUUCUAAUGUACACCCUUGCUUCUGCUAUAUGUGAAGAAAUCCAUUUGUAUGGCUUUUGGCCAUUUGGAUUUGAUCCCAACACAAGGGAAGACCUCCCGUACCAUUACUAUGAUAAAAAAGGAACAAAGUUUACUACCAAGUGGCAGGAGUCCCACCAGCUGCCUGCAGAGUUCCAGCUGCUCUACAAAAUGCAUGGGGAAGGACUCACUAAACUGACUUUGUCACGUUGUGCCUAA